UGCUCAAAACACUUUUGACCAAGGUGGCGGGAAUUUUGUCGUUUUGUUUGUCAACUAUUAAUUUAUUUCGUACUUAGAGAGUUUUUUUUUAUCAUAAUUAUUUCCUCUAAAAUGGUACAACUUCAUAUUCGUGGUGUGGAUGUUGACUUUCCUUUCCCACCAUACGACUGUCAAGUUUCUUACAUGGAAAAGGUUAUUCAAUGUUUACAGCAGGGGAAAAAUGGCAUUCUUGAGAGUCCAACUGGAACAGGAAAAACUCUUUGUUUGCUGUGUGCAACACUGGCCUGGAGAGAAAGUUAUGUGGCAGAACGUCAGCUAAAACAAAGGUUUACAUCUGAUCAAGGUGGUUCCAAUUAUGUGCAAGCCUUAGGUAAAGAACUGCAGUAUGCUGCUCAUGGAGACUCCUGGGGAGCAAACGAUGAUGAUAAAGGUUCUUAUUUUGAGGCUCCAAGAAUUUUGUAUUCUUCAAGAACACAUUCCCAGCUGUCACAAGCUGUGCAGGAACUUAAAAAUACAAUCUACAGACCUAAAGUUAGUAUCAUUGGCUCUCGUGAACAGCUUUGUGUUAAUAAUGAUGUUCUGAAGCAGGAAACUAACUCAGCAAAGGUACAUAUGUGCAGAGCUAAAGUUCAGGCUAGGACGUGUCAUUUUUUCAACAACUUGGAUGCUAACAAAGCUAAUAAAGAUUUUACCCAAAGUAUCCUGGACAUUGAAGAUUUGGUGGAACUUGGACAAAGACACAGGGUGUGCCCCUACUACAUGGCCCGGGAAUUGAAGACCACUGCUGAUAUUAUAUUUAUGCCUUACAACUAUCUCCUGGAUCUCAAAUCUAGAAAAGCAAAUAAUGUGGAUAUUUCCAGCAGCAUAAUACUCUUUGACGAGGCACAUAAUCUGGAAAAGACUUGUGAGGAAACUGCAUCCUUUGACCUGACAUCUUUUGACAUAGCAUCGUGUAUAGAGGAUGUGGCACAAUGUAUUGAAAUUAUUGAAUGCCGUGAACAAAAUGUACUGGAUGCUACUGAAACAGCAGCUGAUGUAGAUAUUAGCAAAGAAGACCUUGCCCAUCUUAAGUCUUUGUUUAUUGAACUUGAGAAGUUGAUUGACAUCCAAGAGUUGCCAAAGAAUGGUGAUGGUUUAACUAAACCUGGCAGCUUUAUGUUUGAACUUCUUGGCAAGCUUAAUAUGAAUUUCUCCACCAAGGACCAAGUUUUAGAAGUUCUUGAUAAAUGCAAUACACUGCUAGUUGGAGACACACAAAAGUUUAGAGGAAAACAUUUUGCUCUGCAAAAAUUUUCAGAUGCUUUGCAGAUCAUUUUCAGUAAAGAUGCAUUAAACCAGUCUUCUAGUAUAAAUGAAGCUAAGUUUUUUAAGGUUCACAUCCAACUUGAACCAGACAGUAACAAGAAAAAGAAGAAUCUGGAUGUGUGGACAACAGGAUCAAAGUUUUCUAAACAAGGUAGGACAUUAAGCUACUGGUGUUUCAGUCCAGGACACGCUAUGAUAGAUCUGAUGUCUUAUGGAGUGCGGACAGUAGUGUUGACCAGUGGAACCCUUUCACCGCUCGAGUCUUUCAGAGCUGAAAUGCAAAUAUCAUUCCCAAUUCAACUGGAAAACCCCCAUGUUAUUGAAAGGCAUCAAAUGAUGGUUGGUGUGGUUACAAAAGCACCUGAUGGAGCCACUUUAAAUUCCUCAUAUGAGACAAGGUUUACUACUGAGUAUAUGACAGGUCUGGGCAAUGCAAUAGUUAAUUUUUCCAGAACAGUACCAAAUGGUCUUUUGGUAUUUUUCCCUUCAUAUCCUGUGAUGAACAAGUGCUUGGAACACUGGCAAAACUCUGGAACAUGGUCAAGAUUAGAACAACACAAACCUCUAUUUGCGGAGCCCAAAGGAAAAGGAGAUUUUGCUGAGACCAUGGAGAGGUUCUAUGAAAAAAUUAACGAUCCGAGUUGCAAUGCGGCAACUUUCUUCGCUGUUUGUCGUGGAAAGGUCAGCGAGGGACUGGACUUUGCUGACAUGAACGGUCGAGCUGAAGUAAUAACUGGUCUGCCUUUCCCGCCAAAAAUGGACGCUAAGGUUCGCUUAAAGAUGAAUUUCCUGGAUGAAAGUCUUCAGAAAGCAAAAAGUUUUUCAUCCAAGGGUCUAAGCGGUCGACAGUGGUAUCGUCAGCAGGCUUCCAGGGCUGUCAAUCAGGCUGUGGGUCGCGUCAUACGUCACAAGCAGGAUUUUGGCGCCAUUUUAUUAUGUGAUGUUCGGUUCACUUACCCGGAUGCAGUUCAACAGUUACCAAGUUGGAUGAAACCUUACGUCAAGGUUUAUAAAGACUUUGGUUCAGUUCAGAGAGAUCUGAUUCAUUUCUUCCGCACUGCUGAUAAAAUGGUCGACAAGUCCUCAAUGAAGGUCAAAUCAUUUAAAAAUAACUCUAGCCGGGCUGAAAAUCCGUCUGCAAAAACAAUAUCUGGGGAAAACCUGUCCCAUAUGUCAAUAGAAGAAACGGAACUUCAGAAAAAUAAAAGAAAAGAAACCGGGAAUGAAGUGAAAACACAGGCAGCAAGAGAAGCCCCUGUGUCUUCCCUUCGUCUUAAGUAUGUAUACAAGUCAUCUGGAGUGAAAGACAUGGCAAACACAGCAAAGCCAGCAAGUUUGAUCGAAUCCUUAACAAAUUCGGAGGCUGCCUCGAAUACUGAGUUGCCUAAAGAAUCACAAGAGCUAAAGGUGAGACAUAAAUGGUGCUCUGUACUGGAUAAUACACGUCAAAUUGAAACGUUAAUAAACCCUGCCUUGAUGAGGCGAGCUGUUUCCUCGCAGUUGGUGUCCAUCGAGAGAAGCCUGUCAGAAGCCAUCAUGAAGAGAAAGGAAUCAAAUAGAAGAACUCAGCCUAGGAAAGUUUUGAAGGUGGUCAAGGUUAAAGAAGAAGAAAAGCCAAGAUCGAGUGCAGAUCAACAGAAAUUAUUACACAACAAGGCUCAAAAGCUUACUGAAGCUAAGAUGUAUAUAAGAGUUGCAUCUGUUUCUUGGAAACAGAUAGGGUUUUGGCCGAGUGUGCAGUAUGACUCCAUAACUCUAAUCUUUGCUGUGGACAGUAAGUUGCAUUUAAACCUGUUCUUUUUCUUUUCAAACGUACAAAUUAAUGGGUCUGGUUUUGGUAUUGAGGUAAAACAAGCGCUCAGUGAUGGACAGUACAGAGUAUUCUCCCAUGUUUUGAGCAAAUACAAACAGAGCCUCGACUUGGACUCCUUGAUUGAAGGACUCACGCCGCUGUUCACCGCAAAUGAAACACACUAUCCGCUUAUGCACGGUUUUUCAAGUUUUAUCCGGGAUCCAGUGGACAAGGUGCGAUUCUUUGAAGCGUAUUGCGACAUCACAGGCUCAGAUGUGCCUUCACAUUUUACUGCUGGUCUUAACGUUAAAAAGGAAGACGAUUCGCGACCAGUAAACGAUCAUUGUAGAGUUGGUGAAAAGAGGAAACCAGAGGAAAAUAAUCAGGCACUUGCCAAUGAGCAAAACAGAAAAAUAACGAAAGUACAGAGCAGUUCAGACAAGGUUUUCAAACCUGAAUAUGCUUCAAGUGUGUCUGGGACCAGCUCAAGUCUUCUUGACUUCACUAAACAUCUAAAUGGAGGAGGCUUGUUGUAAAUCUAAUUUCGACUAGUUCCUUAUUGAAUGUGAAGUAUCUUUUGUGAAUUGUGCAAAACUAGAUUACUGAAAUUAUGAAAUAAUAGCCAUAAAUAUUUUGUUAAAUUUUCCAACUCGGAAAAAAAUGUUUUCAUAAAGAAAAUUCAUAUGUAAUCUUUGGUUCUUUCUAUUUGUGUUUCUCGGCGUUCUUGCGUGAAUUCAUUAACUGAUUCGAUUAACAAAUCUUAAUUAGUUUAAUUGGAUUAUAGGACAUUUCUCUUAUCCACAUCAUGGAUGGAACCUCUAACUGUGCGUUUUGACACAAAUUAAUAGUUGUUAGAGUGGCAGCUGCUUAACGCUUUUCUUCGGUUAAAGCUCAAUACUUCAAUUCUCAAAACUGAUCCCCAUAACUUCGCUUUCACUUCGGUGGUGGGAAUUUACUUAUUAAGUGGAGACAUUACCUUCAUAAUUCCCUUAUUUAUGGUUUCCUUUGGUUCUCAUCACCUUUUCGUUUGACAGAAGGGAAGGGUUGGACAGAAUGGAUGAAUUCCAAUGUGAAAAAUUGAAGAGAUGUUCUGAAAGUUUGACGACACAUGAAAGUUUAAGAAGUUUAUAUCAAUUUGUUUUCCUGAGGGUUACACCUACGUGCAGCGAUUCGACUGAUGUGUUACAAAUCAGAUAAUUGUUUGGGCGCAGUAAAGGUAACGCUAGAAGACUUAAGGUGCGCGCAAUUUGUCGAUUUGUCUCCACCCUUAUCUAUUCACUCAUUUCAUUCUAGAGAAAUACGAAUUAAAAUUAACGUGGUUUUCGUCAUGGUCAGAUAUGGUACUUUCCAAAUAUUACUUAAAAUGGAUUUAACGCCGAAUAUGCAUCUUCAAGAGGCAAACAUAGCGAUUGGCGUUUAGCUUACCAUUAUUAGACUAUUUUAAGCAAGAGGUCUGAUACCUUCAAUUUAACAGUGAUGAAGUAUCAUAACCAUUAUCAAACGGAUAUGAACACAGUAGCUCUCCUGAAGGCGACAGGAGGGAGCCCAGCGUGGCUGAGUUUCAAUUGCGGAGUUUAUAGGAUUAUCCUUUCUCUCACGUCUGUUCUUCACCCGGCCCCCGGUCGCAGGCGACUCACACACAAACGAUUUUCUGCACGAAACCAAUUUCGGUUAUUCUGCAUUUGAGCGUCACCUUUAGUGCCACGAUCCGCAAACUUUGGAUUUCGUUUUCAAAGGAAAUUUAGCAAAUUCUCGCCUCGAUUAGCCUUCAAAGCUAUUUCGUGACCGAGUUUCACCACAAUGGCUGAAAUGAAAUCUGUCAUUUUUGUAGGUUUAAUUACAGUACUUACGGAAGCUUUCAUCACAGUUACUUGACACCACUUUAACAUCUCUACUUUUUUAUGCUUGCUUCAAAAACAAUCAAUUCUUUUUUAAAAGAGUAUUUUCGUCUCUGUGCGGUUCCGGUCGGUCGCGUGUUUCGAAAUUUUCACUGUUAUUUUGUCUGAUGUAUGUACAAAAGUGGAGAGUUCUGAAAAAAAAAAUAUAUAUAUAUAUAUGUAAAUCAGUUUGAAUUAUUACUAAACGAUGCCAUCUCUAUUUAUUUCAUGACAAUGGGGAAGAAAUGAAAAAUGUGUCUUCAUUUUAUGCACUUUUUUAUCACUCAGUCUCUUUAAAAUUUUCACACGAUUAAAAAAAAACAUUCUUUGAAAUAAAAUUAAUAUAAGCGUCCAUAACAAAUUCGAUUUGUCAGAAAUUACUGAAAAAGGUUUAACUUUUGUUUUAUAUCACAAUAACGGAUAAGUCAAAGUAUAUUUAAAGUUGAGUUAAAUAAUUUCUUAGUUGAUUAUUUGUGUGAUUUCUUAGAAAAGCAUUUUAAAAAUAAGAUUUCCACCGAUUGGAACUAUAGGUUUUAUCGUACUUUUUUUUAACUAUCUCUUAUUUUUCUGUUAUCAGUACUAAUUGAGUACGAAAAAGCAUUUGCUAAACGUUGUGAUUGGUGAAACACCUGCUGCGUAGAACAUGAGGUAAUAGAUAAAAUUUACAAGAAGGGAACUUAUUACGGCAUCUGAUGAAAUUCGUGAUGGAAUUUCCACGAGGUUUAGGGUAACACCAAAACCAAGCAGUAGGUAUGACCUGGGAAGGUAUUCGUGGGCCUACUUCCUUACAUCUGUUGAUCGACUUAACCACAAGGUAAACUAUAUUUAACAGUUCGCUAUUGUAGUUUAGUUGACUAACGUUGAAUAAUAAAGCAUUAGUUUGUUUGUUUUUA
Messenger RNA from Stylophora pistillata, 5867 nucleotides. RefSeq names its product regulator of telomere elongation helicase 1. Lineage: Eukaryota; Metazoa; Cnidaria; Anthozoa; Scleractinia; Pocilloporidae. Gene Ontology annotation, molecular function: DNA binding; ATP binding; DNA polymerase binding. Gene Ontology annotation, cellular component: nucleus. The record is from RefSeq and is a predicted model, not a curated record. Gene Ontology annotation, biological process: telomeric loop disassembly; regulation of double-strand break repair via homologous recombination; negative regulation of DNA recombination.